AAAGAAGUUGAGACUCUGUUUUUAGUUUAAUUUUUAAUUUGUUUAUUGAGAAAAAAUAUUUUAUACGCACAAUGGGAACACAGAAACCAGGAGAAUGGGCUAAUUCGCUAAUAGCUCGGUUUGAAGAACAGCUUCCAUACAAGACUGGAGCACAAAACCUCCAUUCGCGCAUCAACGAAGAGCAAUGCAAAGCAUGCCUCGUCCAGAUCAGCCGACACAGAUUCUCUUUGGUCAUCUCUGGGCUCACCAAAAUACUACAGAGGAUAAAUGAAUUGUACCAACCCACAAUUACCUCUUCGUCCGGAGUGAAUCGGCCUACGGAACAGGAGAAGGGCUACCACGACAGUCUAGUGAUAGUUUUGGACACCUUAGAGAUAUGUCUCAGUUCGCAACCGAAAGACACCACCAAAUAUGACGAGGCUAUGAACGUGAAGAUACUGUUGAGGGAAGUCUGCCAGUUUAUUGAUAUGCGUAAUGAGAGUACCGUUAACAAUGCCGUGCUAAGACAGUUAUCCAGUAAGGUCCUAUUCGCACUUAGUCUCAACUUUUUCAAUGCUGUAUUCAACAGAAUCAGUGGGAGAUUGCAGGAACUCGCAUCUAGCUCAGAAGAAAACCCCGACUAUACAGAUAUAGAGUUAAUACAACACAUCAAUGUUGAUAUCUUGAGGCUUAUACGUUUGUUAACAGAAUCUAUACAGAAGUUUAAAUUGUUAAGGAAAUCAGCACACAUAGUUUUAGUUAUGUCUUUAGAGAAAGCUAUAUGGAACUGGAUGGACACUUAUCCCCAGGAAUUCGCGGAAGUCCAAUGCCGCCCUAACGAGGAGCUCAGCAAGUGUUGCGACACAUUGUUCGAUAUACUGCAGGACAGCUUCUCCGACAACAAGAAGUCCAGGGUAGCGAUGUGGCCGCUGCAGAUCAUGCUGUUGGUGCUUAAUCCGAAAGUUCUAGAAGAAAUCGUGAACGCCGACAGUGGGGCACCGUGCAGUCCGCGGCACACAAAGAAGAAACUGUUCAUAGAUUCUGUGAAAAGGGGACUUAGUCCCCAGAACAAUUCUAAGCAGAUGACGGAAGCAGCGGUAGUAACCUGCGUGAAGUUAUGUAAAGCGUCCACUUACCUGAACAUAGCCGAUUCUGGCAACGUGACGUUCGUGCUUGUCAAGUCUGUCAUCAACGAUUUGAAGAGUCUACUCUUCAAUCCAGCUAAAUCGCACGUCCGUGGCAACGUAAUCUCCGGCUAUUCCGAACUGGAGUUGAUGACAGAUUGCUUCGUAUCGUUGUUUCGCAUAAUGCCGCAUAACAACGACGCAUUGAAGGUGUGCCUUCAUCUUCAUGCGCAUAUAUCCUACCACUGCGCUAUAGUGCAUUCGCUUCUAAGGAUUAUAAAGCAGCCCCGGUUGCCUUGGUGGCCACAAAUCGAGCUGUUGUACCCGAGAGCAGCUGAACUAAGGGCCAUGUUCACAGAUACCUUGAACAAGGCUACACAGGGUUACAUAGUGCACACUCCGCUGCGCAUGAUUUCUCUCUCGCUCAAAUCCAAGGAAGUCCAGUCCAAGUUCAAUAAGUCAGAAGAGAUGCCGGCCUACAGGAACCUACUGUUGAGUAUGGUGAAGUUGAUCCACGCCGACCCGAUGCUUAUGUUGAGUAACCCGGGGCGGUCCGGCGUAGAGAUCCAGUCGUCGAGCACGGAGCUGAUGAACGGCCUGGUGUCGCUGGUGCACCAGCCCGCCAUGGGGGAGAUAUCUCAGCAGGCGAUGGACGCCUUACUGGCGCUGCACAGCCCCGACAGAGUGCCCAUGUGGAAUCCGGAAGCGCCAUUGAACACAUUCUGGGAUAUUAGCUCUCAAGUCCUCUACAACAUUAGUCAGAAGUUGAUACAACGUCAGAUAGGCAACUAUCGAGAAGUUUUACGUUGGUUACGUGACAUAUUGACUUGUAGGAACGAGUUUUUGGCCAAACACAAGGACUAUGCCAACGUUGGCUCACAAAUACCCAUAUGUAGACAGGCGCAUAUCAAACUGGAGGUGGUCUUCUUCAUGUGUCUAUGGUCGAUCGACACUGACGCCGUGUUGGUGGGGAUGUCUUGCUUCGCCCUCCUCUGUCAGGAAGCGGAUAUCCGCUGCGGAGCCGACGAGAUCACCGCCCAUUGUCUAUUGCCAAACUACGCAGUGUUCCAGGAGAUAGCGCAUACUUCCACUGUGCUUACAACAGGUUCAGCGGCUUUACAAAAGAGGAUAAUGGCCCUGUUGCGGAAAAUCGAGCACUGCGUCAACGGCGUUCAACCAGUAUGGGAAGAGACUUUCAGGAAUUGGGAUUCCCUAUGCAAAAUCCUCCAGAAAUACCCCAAAGGGCAAGGUGAUAAAGUCGAUGAUUGCCAAAUGGAGGCCAUACAUCGAGCCGUGGCGAAGAGGAGGGUCUCUCAUCACACGAGCAGUGAACAUGAUUUUGAUAUGCAAAUUCAAGAAUGGGCCAACAUAACCUCCUUUCUAUGCGCUCUGGGCGGAGUUUGCUUACAGAGGAGACCGUCUACUGUGUGGACCCAUUUACAUGGACACGACUCUAGAAAGUACAACGUUCUAGCUAACAGCACGCAAGAGGUCCAAUACUGUCCAGUCACGCAGUUCAUAGGCCAACUUCUUCGUCUACUGCUAUGCAGUAACGAACGCUUCGGCCAUCAGAUACAAAGCCACGUCAAAGAACUGGUCGGCCACGAGAUGUCGCCAGCUCUGUACCCGAUACUGUUUGACCAGAUCAAGGCGAUCAUAGACAAGUUCUUUGAUCAACAACAACAGGUAAUGCUAACGGAAAUAAACACCCAGUUUGUAGAGCAUACCAUAUUUAUAAUGAAGAGCAUAUUGGACAACAAGAAGAGCGGACAGCCCACGGAACAUCUGAGCACUACGUCUAUAGAAGGGCUGAUGCUAGCUAUAGUCAGAUACGUACGUCAUCUGGACAUGACCGUCCUCUCGGUUCACAUAAAGACGAAGCUGUGCCAAGUGGUGGAAGCGAUGAUGCGAAGGAGGGACGACCUUGCGUUCAGACAGGAGAUGAAAUUCCGCAACAAGAUGGUGGAAUACGUGACCGAUUGGGUAUUGGGCACUAGUCAUCAGAUCGCUCCACCACUAAGAGCCGACGCCACCUCCAUUACUAAAUACUUGGUAUGCUGUCGGGAACUAGACCAGGCUUGCAUGGAAGCCGUGGCCGCGUUACUGAAGGGACUGCCCCUCCAGCCCGAGGAGUCUGAUAGGGGCGACCUGAUGGAGGCCAAGAGUCAGCUGUUCCUCAAGUAUUUCACCUUAUUCAUGAACCUAUUGAACGAUUGCAACGAAGUGGAGUUAGCAGAGGGACCAGGAAGGCUGGAAACAUUGAGAAAUGCAACUAUACAAGCCAUGUCUAAUUUACUCAGCGCCAACAUUGAUUCUGGACUCAUGCACAGUAUAGAUCUGGGCUACCACAGAGACUUACAAACUCGGGCCGCGUUCAUGGAAGUGUUGACGAAGAUACUUCAACAGGGCACCGAAUUUGAUACCCUCGCGGAAACCGUGCUGGCCGAUAGGUUCGAGCAACUCGUGCAAUUGGUCACCAUGAUAUCGGAUAAGGGCGAGUUACCUAUAGCUAUGGCUCUAGCUAACGUAGUCAGCACUUCCCAAAUGGACGAAUUGGCGAGAGUUUUCGUAACUCUAUUCGACGCUAAACAUCUUCUAGCUCCACUGCUAUGGAACAUAUUCUACAGAGAAGUUGAGGUCUCAGACUGCAUGCAAACUCUAUUCCGUGGCAACUCUCUGGGUAGCAAGAUAAUGGCCUUUUGCUUCAAAAUCUACGGCCACGGUUACUUACAGUCGCUUCUUGAACCGCUGAUUACAGCAUUAUUGGACCAAUUCGAGGGACAAACUGAACUCAGCUUCGAAGUAGAUCCCGCUAGAUUGGACCCCAACCAAGACAUUGAGCUGAAUCGCUCCAACUUAACCGACCUCACAAAAGAAGUGUUCGACAGAAUCGUGAAUUCGGCCGACAAGUUUCCUCCCCAGCUAAGGUCCAUGUGCCACUGUUUGUACCAGGUAUUAAGCAAGAGAUUUGCCCAGUUCCCUCAAACGAGCGUGGGUGCCGUCGGAACUGUACUGUUCCUCAGAUUCAUCAAUCCGGCCAUUGUAUCUCCUCAAGAAAUGGGCAUAGUAAGUCGGCCAGUGCCGGCACAAUUGAAACGCGGACUCAUGCUGAUGUCCAAGAUAUUGCAGAACAUAGCCAAUCACGUGGAGUUCUCCAAGGAACAACACAUGCUGCCGUUCAACGACUUCUUAAGGGCACACUUUGAACAAGGACGCAAAUUCUUCAUCCAAAUUGCCUCUGAUUGCGAGAGCGUAGACCAGACGUCGCACAAUCUCUCCUUCAUUAGCGACGCAAACGUUGUAGCCCUCCAUAGGCUACUGUGGAACCAUCAGGAGAAGAUAGGGGAUUAUCUAUCUUGUAGCAGAGACCAUAAGGCUGUGGGCAGGAGGCCGUUUGAUAAGAUGGCAACUUUGCUCGCAUAUUUGGGACCGCCAGAACACAAACCCGUGGAGUCGACAUCCGGCCUCCUAUUCUCCUCUUACGCCCGCUGGUCUUCUAUAGACAUGUCCUCCACCAACUUCGAAGAGUUCAUAGUAAAACACAAUAUGCAUGAAAAAGAAGAAUUCAAAAGUAUAAAGAGCUUGAACAUCUUCUAUCAGGCUGGAACUAGCAAGAUUGGGAAUCCUGUCUUCUAUUUUAUAUCUAGAAGAUACAAGAUAGGCGAAGUGAACGCGGACCUUCUAAUCUACCACGUAAUAUUGACCUUGAAGCCGUUCUGCCAGCAACCCUUCGAGCUGAUCGUGGACUUCACGCACACCAACUCGGAUAACAGGUUCAGGACGGAUUUCCUUCAGAAAUGGUUCACAGUAUUGCCCGAAGUGGCUUACAUCAACAUACACGCUUGCUACAUAUACAACUGCAAUAGCUGGGUGCGAGAAUACACCAAAUUUCAUGAGGCAAUACUGGCGCCGUUGCGGGGGAAUCGCAAACUGGUAUUCAUAGACAACCACAGUCGUCUCAGCGAGUAUGUGGACAGCGAACAGCAAAAGUUACCCGGUGCAACUUUAGCUCUAGAAGAAGACCUUAAAGUCUUCAACAAUGCCCUGAAACUAUCGCACAAGGACACCAAAGUUGCUAUCAAGGUUGGGCCCACAGCCUUACAAAUAACAUCUGUUGAGAAGACUAAAGUUCUGGGCCUGCCCGUGCUAUUGAACGAUGUUUAUUACGCUUCCGAAAUUGACGAGGUGUGUUUAGUGGACGACAAUCAGUUCUCUCUGUCCAUCAUCAACGAAGCUACACCGCUCAGUUUCAUACACAAUGACUGCGAUAAUAUAGUGCAAUCUAUCAUACAUAUACGGAAUAGAUGGGAGCUAAGUCAGCCGGACUCUGUGACAGUACACCAGAAGAUUAGACCCAAAGAUGUGCCCGGAACUUUACUCAACAUGGCCCUUCUGAAUCUGGGGUCGUGUGACCCGAAUUUGAGAACAGCUGCAUAUAACCAACUUUGUGCUUUAACCGCCACUUUUCAUCUGAAGAUUGAGGGACAACUCUUAGAGACUUCAGGCCUCUGCAUUCCUUCAAACAACACAAUCUUCAUCAAAUCUGUGAGCGAGAAGUUAGCUCACAACGAACCGCACUUGACUCUCGAGUUUCUCGAAGAGUGUAUACAAGGUUUCCGAGGAUCAUCCAUUGAACUAAAACACUUGUGCUUGGAAUAUAUGACGCCGUGGCUCGCUAAUCUAGUCAGGUUCUGCAAACCUUCCGACGAGUCUCGUCGUCAGAAGCAAGUGGCCCAGAUUCUGGAGAAACUGAUAACCCUUACUAUUGAAGAGACGGAAAUGUACCCAUCGGUGCAGGCCAAGAUAUGGGGCUCCAUAGGACAUGUGCCCGAGCUCAUUGACAUGGUGCUGGAUAGCUUUAUACAAAGGAGCGUUAACUCUGGUCUUGGUUCCCCAAUGGUGGAGAUAAUGGCCGACACCGCAGUGGCGCUGGCUUCGGCUAACGUCCAACUCGUUUCGAAGAAGAUCAUCGGCAGAAUGUGCCGGGCGUUGACCAAACUGCCAAAUAACAUCUUGAGUCCCGUUACCCCGGCCACUGUGGUGGACAAGACAUGUCACGCGCCCACCGCCAUGUUGGAACAACACAUGAUGUGGGAUGACAUCGCCAUUCUUGCCAGAUACUUGCUCAUGCUGUCGUUCAACAACUGCCUGGACGUGGCCCGGCACCUGCCCUACCUGUUCCACACGGUCACGUUCCUGGUGUGCUCGGGCACCGUGUCCAUGCGCGCGGCCACCCACGGGCUGGUCAUCAACAUCAUACACUCGCUGUGUACGUGCACCACGCCGAGUUUCGCGGAGGAAACACAGCGUGUCCUAAUGCUGUCAUUGGACGAGUUUGCCCUACCCAAGUUCUACCAGAUGUUCGGCAUAUCGAAGGUCAAGUCCGCAGCGGUAACGGCCUUCAGGAGUCCAUACAAUCGACACUCUAACGACUGCCGAUUCGCCGAACACUCCCAUCAGAAUUGUGCCGAAUCCAACUCCUCCAGUGGAGGGGCAGUCUUGCCCACAACUUCAACGUCAUCCACUACCCCUUUCGCUCCAACCCAUACGGAUAGAGAGAGACUACCGCUACAGUCUUUAGAGACUAUUACUGACGCACUGUUGGAAAUUAUGGAGGCAUGCAUGCGGGAUAUACCGGAGUGCGAUUGGUUGGAUACUUGGACAUCGCUAGCAAAGAGUUUUGCUUUCUGCUUCAACCCGGCUUUGCAGCCGCGUGCUCUCAUAGUCUUUGGAUGUAUUAGUAAAAACGUCACAGAUGAUGAUAUGAAACAACUGUUGAGAAUAUUAGUAAAAGCGUUGGAGUCUUUCAAUGAUCUGGCGUUACUGGAAGCUUUGAUUAUGUGUUUGACGAGACUACAGCCGCUGUUGCAUCCGGACUCACCGAUCCACAAAGCCCUGUUCUGGGUGUCAUUAUCGGUAUUGCAAUUGGACGAUCCUACGCUGUACGCCGCUGGCUUAGCACUUAUGGAGCAAAAUCUACACACUCUCGAUUCACAGGGACAAUUCGAUAAUAAGACGAUGGAACAAGUCAUGAUGGAAACCCGAGAACCACUGGAGUGGCAUUUCAAACAAAUGGACCACGCUGUGGGCUUAAGUUUCCGUUCCAACUUCCACUUCGCAUUGGUGGGUCACCUGAUCAAAGGUUACCGCCAUCCCGCGCCGGGAACCGUAUCCCGGACUUGCAGAGUGUUGAUCGCUCUACUGGUCAUCAGUGCGAGGGGAUUGGAUAAGUUCCAUGUCACUCAUCAUACGGUUGCUUAUCUUACUGCGCUAGUAUCUGUGAGUGAGGAGGUGCGAUCCCGUUGUCACGUGAAACACUCGCUGCCUAAAUGGUUGCCCGAUAAUUGUGACCAUUACUGUCCUACGUCUGAGUAUCAUCAAUCAUCCAUGCUGAUUCAGCCGCCUCCAUCAUCGGCCAACUCGGUAUGUUCCAGACGUCAAAAGUCUUGGGAUGUUUUGGAUCAAGUAGCCAUAUCUUCGGCGCACGGAGGUAAAUCGCCUACUCUCCAGCAGUCGAGUAGCGGUGGUCACAGCCCUCACUUGGUCACUAUGCCGCACCAGGACAGCGAAGGCAGGGCACAUAGUAUGCAACAUGGAGCGGCUGGGGAAGCAGCAAGAUCUGAGCAAGGAGACCCCGAUAGUGGGUUAGAUGUGGUGGAAGACGACGGUAGAGUGUCUCCCUCCAGCACGGAUGACGUCACUGACCGCCCCUCCUCCACCAAAUCAGGGGAUAGCGACUACCCCGAACCCAGCACAAAGCAAGUCUCGACGGAUAAAGACACCACCAGUCCGGAGAGCAACAGCCUUCUAGAUCCUUCGGUUCUAUCUGAUAUAACGACGCAAGCUCUUGUGCUGACUGUGCUCGCUACACUCGUGAAGUACACCACUGAUGAAAACGAGAUCAGGGUACUGUACCAAUACUUGGCUGAGGGUUCCGUUGUGUUCCCAAAAGUGUUUCCUGUUAUUCACAGCCUUCUGGAUAUGAAGAUCAACCACGUACUGAUGCACUGCAACGAUCAAGUCAUAUUGAGUGCCGUACAGAGUAUUAUACAGAAUAUGAUAGCGUCAGAAGACACAAGCCAGCAACAAUUGCAUUACAUGCAAAGCUGCGGAUUCGGUGGUUUGUGGCGAUUCGCUGGGCCAUUCACUAAGAACCAAUGCACCGCUGAGAGUAGCGAGUUAUUCGUGAACUGUCUCGAAGCUAUGGUGGAAACUUGCUUGGGAGGAGACGAAAACCCAGUAAGGCCACAACCACCAGACCCUGACACUUGUCUGCAGGACGAAAGGUACACAGCAGGUGUCCAUAGACAAACAACUCUAUACUGUCCUACUCAAGACGCCUAAAAGAAAAUGCAAAGCAGUGACCCCAUUAGAAUUUUAUUAGUUUUGAUAAGUAUAGCACAAUUUUUACAAUAUCCAUGAUUUUUAAUGUGAAUAAAUAAAAAAAGUAAGUUAUUUCGCUACACCAAUAUUUAUAUUCAUCGUUGUAGACGUUGUGACGUUAGCUCUAUGGUAUAUAAUGUACUCUAUGGUAAGAUUUAAACUCUAUGGCAGACAACGACGUUUUGUAAAAAUAAAAAAAAGUGGAAA
Messenger RNA from Chilo suppressalis (striped riceborer), 8693 nucleotides. Lineage: Eukaryota; Metazoa; Arthropoda; Insecta; Lepidoptera; Crambidae. The record is from the annotation of a GenBank genome assembly.